CAGAGGGCAUCCUUGCGGCUGACUGUAGUGAUUAUAAUAUCUCAAACAACGUGUUUCUUGCGUGUUUCCUGCAUUUUCUGCUCGCCGUUGAGCUCGUUCCUCCCUCAGUGGCGGACUUUAAACAAACGCCAUGAGAUCGACUCUCAGAAAGUUUCUUAGUUCGAUUCACCUUGGUCCUCGACCACCAAACAAUUCUACUACUUCUCAGACCGCCGACCCUACCAUGGUCACUCAAGGUGUCGGUUCCAUCAGUUCUCCCAUCGUCAUAUCCGAUGAUGAGGAUGAAGCUAUGAUAGACCUCCAGCUGCGAGUUGAUUCAGAUUCUGUGGACACUGACCAGAGCGAUCACCCGCGUAUUUCACCAAAUGGUAAUUCAGAGGAGAUUCCCGCAGCGAGCAAGGGCUAUGCUAUGGCCUUGAACAUGGGUUAUUGUCCAGGACGCGGUCUAGGACGCGGCCUCGACGGCCUAGUGGAGCCUGUGUGUCUUGAGGUUGGUCAGAAACGCAAACGGAUGGACAGUGGCAUUGGAUUUCAGCGAUCUCAGCUUUACGCGCCUGGCUGGUCACCGAGGAAAGGUGAUGGUAAGCUGAACAAGAAACGGAGAAAGGAGCAGCAUACGCUUGGAGCUCCUCAGCGGGUUUUCAGGUCCCAGCAACAUUGCGUGUUGCAACCCAAAUUGCUCGCCGCCCCGACUGGCCCCGCGAAUACUAACCAAGGGCCUUGGGCAGCGCUCGCAUCAAGUAGGAAAGGCAAAGAACGGGAACGCCUUACGGCCCCAUCGCCUCCAAAGCCAGCACCGAGCCCGGUGCGGCGGCUGCCUGCACCUCCUCAAGGCCCUAGGUCGAACGUUCCUUACAGUCCUCCGUUGCCUGCGGCUUCUCCGCCGAAAGGACCUCGUAGCUGGCUCGCGUCUCAAGGUCAAGGUCAAUCCCCGCCCCUGGCUCCUCAAACACCACCUAUUGCACCACGGACACCACCCACUGCACCACGGGCCAUGCAGCAACAGCAGCAGCAGCACCUUACGACCAAUGGAUGUGCUGGGCCUUCAGCUAUUGCAUGCCCUGUACCGCAGCCUGGUUAUCCUCAGAUGCAAACACAGCCAGCGAACAGCUAUGUUGACGGGCAGCCUACAAGCAUAUCAUCUGCUCCACAAUCUACGUUUCCGCAAGUGCAGCAGCAGCAGUCGCAUGGUGUCAUCUACAACCCUCCAUUCGCAGGCCCUCCAGUUCCAUAUUAUCCCGGGGCAGAACCGUCCGAGUCAUGGCACACUCAGUACGGCAUGGUGGCUGUUGCAGCACCUCCACCCCCACCCACCUAUUUCAUUGCGUACCAUGACUACUCGAACCCGGGAGUAUAUACAUACGUCCCCGUACCGACUACACCCGCUGGCUAUGCACCAGCACCUGUCGAUCCAUACGCCGCCGCGGCGAUAACUGGAGGUGCUACAGGUCCGAAGCCGACCAGCGGGCUUACUCCUGUGACUGCUGAUACAUCCACGUCUCCUGCUGGUGUCAGCCAGUCCAACGGGUACCAACUUAUAUCCGCUACCGACGCUGAUCAUGACGACGCCCGCUCGGACUCCUCAACUCCUGAGCCGCCCUCCUCCAGGAGGCUGCUCGCAGAGCCCAUGCGGAGGCCCAGGCUCCUCCACAUCGGGCAUGCCCCGGAGGCCGACCCCAACAGCAAGACGGGGACGUAUGCGAAGCGGCUCGCCUCGCAGCCGAACCCUUCAUGUACUCUCGUGCUAGACAGCAUCCCGAUGCGGUUCCGCAAUCCAUCGUGGGUGCACAAGUGGGCGGUGAAUGCAGGGGAGGCAGAGCCAGCGUGCAUUGAUGUAGAUGCGAAGAGCGGGAAGGCGCUGGUGGAGUUUGUGGAUUCUGCGUCUGCGCGGAAGGCGUUUCAGAGUAAGCUCUAACGCUGGUGUUGGCGAGAUCGAGGAGGGCGAGGUGGAGGAUGGGAGCACAAAGAAAAGCGAGGUGGUUGCUCAGAUGAGCAAGAAGCAAAAGAAGAAGUUGCAGCGGAAGCAACAGGUUGGACCGAGCCCCCAGGGAGGUUCGAAUGGCACACAGGUCAUUGCGAGUGAAGAUACCGCUGUCGACGAACAAGCGCACGCACCAUUUACUGAGCGGGAAAAAGCGUCUGUCGAUGCAGCAGCCCCCCGUGGACGUCGGUUCUCAUUCGAUGGUUUUUCCGUGCGCUUUGAUGUGUCCAAUGGCCCCCAGGAUGGUGUUGGUGUUGGUCACUUCAUCCAAGAGGACGAUGGCGAGGAUCGUGCGUCCAUUGCAUCCUCACGACCACCCUCUACUCUGCUCGUGAUAUCUCAUGAUGACCCAGGGGAGGAUGUGGAAAUGUGCUCGCCAGUGACGAGCCAUAUGCCUGGCGAUUUGCUAUCGGCAAGUAAAGUCUGU
Messenger RNA from Suillus paluster, 2408 nucleotides. RefSeq lists its product as uncharacterized. Gene Ontology annotation, molecular function: nucleic acid binding. The transcript has 3 exons. NCBI's taxonomy places the organism in Eukaryota, Fungi, Basidiomycota, Agaricomycetes, Boletales, Suillaceae. Bases 131 to 1915 code for a protein of 594 amino acids. The record is from RefSeq and is a predicted model, not a curated record.